ACUCCCAGGCAUACAGAGAAACCCACUUUCCCCCUCUUCCAAACUACUGCCUACCUGUACUCCAACACCUGACACUGCGACUCUUAUACCGAGAGCGCACCACUGUUGUCCUUCUCAAACCACGAUAUACUCACAAAAGCACGCGCAAAGAUGUCAACAUCACCACACCAACUCUUCCUCCUCGCCGACCACAUCAAGCUCUCACUGCUCGAACGCCAACGCGCGCAAAGCCUCAAACUACCCGGAAACAAUACCGAUGGCCCUCUCACCCGCAGUCUAGAAUCUCUGCGUGCUGGGAUAGAAACACUGGAGCAAAAAGUUGAAGAGGCUUUACCACAAGAAGAAGAGGAAGAAGCGUCACUAAAUGAGGGGGUUUCUCGCAGUGAUCUAGCAGCACAAGUGCAGAAGUUGAGGACGCAAUAUCAAGAUUUGGAUAAACAGUUUCAUGGCCAUACCCCUACGACUGCUACAACGACACCGAACGACCCCUCCUUGGCCCCCGACUUUGCAGCCGUAAAAGCAACACCCCAACAACCUACGAGGUCGAAGGCCGUAAGAUUUGAUAAACCAUAUCGAGAUUCUUCGCCCGAUGAUGGGGAUAGAGGGAAAUUAUUCAACAACACCAACACUUCAGCAUCGGGAUUAGGAGAUGCAACACAACAACCCUACACCGAUAACGACAACGAUACCUCAACACCCAACCACACCUCCCUCUCCAACCAUCAAAUCCACACCUACCACACCCAAGUCCUCAGCGAACAAGAUGCACAAUUAGACGUUCUAUCUUCGAGUAUACAACGUCAACGUGCAUUAGGUAUACAAAUGGGUGAUGAAAUGGAUGUUCAAAACGCCAUGCUUGAAGAUGUUGAAGCAGGGGUCGACAGGUUUCAGAGUAGACUUGAUGUUGCGAGGGGACGAUUGGGCAGGGUUGCGAGAAAGGCAAAGGGGAAUUGGAGUUGGGUUACUAUUGGGGUUUUGAUGUUGGUUUUGGUGCUGUUGUUGGUUAUUUUGAAUUAAAGCAGAUGGAAUGAGGAUGCCAUAGAACACGAAUUCAGAGAUGAAAUACAACAUCUAGGAUAUCCUUUUCAUGCUUUGAACAAGGAAACGUGGCAACAGUACAAGAGAGAGAGAGAGAGAGAGAGAGAGAGAGAGAGAGAGAGAGAGAGAGAGAGAGAAAAAGCAAGGGAUAAAAGAGGCCUUAUACAACUCAAUCCAACAAUCCAGCAGCCAAAGCCUCCAAAUCCUGCAAAGUUUCCGGCGCAGAAGCUUCUUCCCUUCCAAGAUCCGUCCUGCGACCUUCCUCCUCGAACCACUUCUUCUGUCUCUUCUUUGGCUGUUCGUCUUCGUCGUCUUCUUCUUCUUCU
Molecule: messenger RNA, 1364 nt
Organism: Aureobasidium subglaciale EXF-2481
Lineage: Eukaryota; Fungi; Ascomycota; Dothideomycetes; Dothideales; Saccotheciaceae
Exons: 2
Coding region: 151-1017 (288 amino acids)
Biological process (GO): vesicle fusion; intracellular protein transport
Cellular component (GO): SNARE complex; endomembrane system
Molecular function (GO): SNAP receptor activity; SNARE binding
Source: RefSeq, a predicted model, not a curated record